AUGGCAUCGGUACACCAGCUCGGCGUUGGUCCGACCCCCGCGCGUCCGCGGAGUGUGAACGGUUCUGGGAACCAGGAUGUCGAGAUGGACCUCGACCGAAAUGCCAGCCCUGCCGUUGCAACCGGCACGAGGUUUGGCAGUGCCCCCCAGAGGGGAGACACGAGGAUCGUUGUCAUCGUGUUUGGCCACGGCCAAGACAGCAUCGUGUCAGUCUUCGCCGAUGUUCUGGGGAAACCGUACGCCAUCCGUUCAGCGUUCCAAGAUGUCAGCGCGGCCGACCAAGGGCUCGUUAUUGGUAUCCCGGCCGAGCACGCAAAGAGCAACAUCGACUCUCGCGACAAGGAGCUCGUUGUGGCCAUCAACGCCCACUGCGUCAACCUCGGAAUGCCGCCGGACGUCUUCCUUUCGGCCCAGUGCGACUACGAGUUCCUGUACACCGAGGCCCCUUUCUUCCGCCGGGACCUCUCGAGGUUCAUCUCCUUCACCCUGGGCCAGAUUGACCACCACGAGACGUUGAUGUCAAAGCCGCGGACCUACUUCAUCUCCACCACGUUCCCGGACGUCAGCGCUGCGUUACCAAACAUCGACAUCCUCACCGUCGGAGCCGACGCCGUGGAAAUUCGAGUUGAUCUUCUCAAGGAGCCUCUCGGAGACGGCACCUACUCUUCCAUUCCAAGUCUCAGCUACGUCGGGCAGCAACUGAUGCUCUUGCGCCAACGGACAGAGCUCCCCAUCAUCUUUACAACCAGAUGUACGAGGGAAAACGGCCGCUUCCCGAUGGAAAACCCAGACCUCUAUUACGAGUAUCUGUACCGAGCCAUCCAGUGGGGCGUCGAGUAUAUCGAUGUGGAACUGUGGCUCCCCGAAGCCAUCCGGAAGAGGCUCUACGAGCAGAAGGGGAGCAGUCGGAUCAUGUCUGCGUUUCAUGACUUCUCUGGCACCUUCAGGUGGCCCUCGUCCCAUGCCGAGCAGGUUUACGUGGAAUCAAGCAAGUACGCCGACAUCAUCAAGAUGAUCGCCAUCAUCAACGACCACAACGAGAACUUCGAGCUGGAAUACUUCCGCUCCAAGAUGCGGGCGGAUUACCCGGCUUCGCCUCCAUUCUCCGGAGUCAACAUGGGGGAAACCGGCCAAUUCUCCCGCACUUUGAAUAGGGUCUUCACUCCCAUCACUCACCCACUGCUGCCGAUAGUCGCAGCUCCGGGCCAGAUGAGUGCGUCGGAAAUCAACGCGGCGCUGGCCCUUCUUGGGCAGCUUCCGAAGAAGAGCAUAUACGGCAUCACAACGCCGGCUUUCCGCAGCUCGACGCCGCAAGCCCCUUUCUACGAGAAGUGCUUCAACGAGCUUGGCCUGCCACAUUACUUCGCAGUCGUGGAGCGCUUGCCCAACAACUUUUCGAGCAUGGAGGCUUGGUGCAACCAAAAGAACUUUGGCGGUGCCUACCUGAGCCCGCCCGUGUCGUGGAGCAACCUGCUGAAGCACAGCUCGUUCUUCUCUUCGCUCAACGGCGGCAAGGGUCCGGAGCUGACCGAGGCUGCUCGUCUCAUUGGGACCGUGGACACCAUCAUUGUCAAAUCAGGGUCGUCCUCGUCGGCGUCGUCGGCCCCGGCGUCGAUACCGUCGAGCCCGCGCCACGGACACCAUGACUCUUUCGGCCACCUCGGCUCCAACUUUUCUGCCCUGUCGCCCAACACGUCCCUGAUCCUGGACAAUGCCAGCUGGCGCGGCAUCAUCAGCACGCUGACCCGUGACAUGGCGCCUUCGGCGUACUUUGGUCGGACAGCUGUCGUUCUGGCCUCUUCCGGCGAGGAUGCCGCGUCAGUCAUGUACGCUCUGAAGGCUCUCCGUAUCGGCAAGAUUUAUACCGUUGGCUUCCGAACACCGCCGGCUCUGGCCCGCGACGGGCCCGCCAUUGAACCCUUCAACAGCCUCGAAAGUCUCAAGCGGGCCCAGACGGUCGGCGAUGACGCGGCCCCCUUCCUGGUCGUCUCGGCCCUCGGGGCGGAAAAGAGCAACCUCGUCGGCAUGCUUGUCCGUGUGUUUGGCGCAAACAUCCGGGGAGGCUCGAAUUUCAAGAAGGUCUUUCUCGAUCUCGCCGAGGCCUCGGGCGCAAGGAAAGGCGGCGACCCGGGCCUCAUUGCCCAGCAGGCCGGCUUCUCCGCCUACGGCGUUGCCGACACGGCUGCCUUCACCACUGUCGAAACCCUCAGGCUGCUAGUCGGCCAGAACGUGCCCUACAGCUUCGUCAGACUGGCAAGUGGUAGGAGCAUGUUCUGA
Molecule: messenger RNA, 2277 nt
Organism: Colletotrichum higginsianum IMI 349063
Lineage: Eukaryota; Fungi; Ascomycota; Sordariomycetes; Glomerellales; Glomerellaceae
Product: 3-dehydroquinate dehydratase
Exons: 1
Coding region: 1-2277 (758 amino acids)
Molecular function (GO): 3-dehydroquinate dehydratase activity
Source: RefSeq, a predicted model, not a curated record